Molecule: messenger RNA, 2518 nt
Organism: Diceros bicornis minor
Lineage: Eukaryota; Metazoa; Chordata; Mammalia; Perissodactyla; Rhinocerotidae
Gene: MTX3
Product: metaxin 3
Exons: 9
Coding region: 4-942 (312 amino acids)
Biological process (GO): mitochondrion organization
Cellular component (GO): SAM complex
Source: RefSeq, a predicted model, not a curated record
AAGAUGGCGGCUCCCUUGGAGCUCAGUUGCUGGGGAGGCGGCUGGGGGCUCCCAUCGGUACACAGCGAGUCCCUGGUGGUGAUGGCUUACGCCAAAUUUUCUGGUGCACCCUUGAAAGUCAAGGUCAUAGAUAACACCUGGAGAGGUUCAAGAGGUGAUGUACCAGUUUUGACAACUGAAGACAACUUUGUUUCUCAGCCAGCAAAAAUACUAAACUUUUUAAGAAAACAGAAAUAUAAUGCUGAUUAUGAACUCUCGGCAAGACAAGGGGCAGAUACACUGGCUUACAUUGCUCUCCUCGAAGAGAAGCUUCUUCCUGCAGUGCUUCACACAUUCUGGGUUGAGAGUGACAAUUACUUUACUGUGACAAAGCCAUGGUUUGCUUCACGAAUUCCUUUUCCCUUGAGUUUGAUCCUGCCUGGAAGAAUGUCUAAGAGGGCACUGAAUAGGAUUCUCCUGACUAGAGGAGAGCCUCCCCUCUACCACCUCCGAGAAGUGGAGGCACAGAUAUACAGAGAUGCCAAGGAGUGCCUAAAUCUUCUGUCAAACAGAUUGGGAACAUCUCAGUUCUUCUUUGGAGAUACGCCUUCUACCCUGGAUGCCUAUGUAUUUGGUUUUCUUGCACCUCUUUAUAAAGUACGCUUUCCUAAAGUUCAGUUACAAGAACAUUUGAAACAGCUCUCCAACCUGUGUCGCUUUUGUGAUGACAUCCUAAACAGUUAUUUUAGGCAUAGUCUUGGAGGCAUCUCUCCUGCUGGACAAGAAACGGUAGAUGCCAAUCUGCAGAAACUCACCCAGCUUGUAAAUAAGGAAUCCAACUUGAUUGAAAAGAUGGAUGACAAUCUUCGCCAAAGCCCUCAACUUCCUCCUCGGAAACUGCCAACACUUAAGUUGACUCCCGCAGAAGAAGAAAGUAAUUCCUUACAAAGGCUGUCACCCUGACAGUCAUCAGGCUUUGUGUCCAAAGUCAAGACGAUGGUUGCAGUAACCUUACACUAAGUGUGUGAAGGCAAAAAGAAAAUGCCGUCAAUAGGUAUAAGGAAGACUCUAAAACAAAAGAAACUUUCUAUGACAUCUAUUUUUGUUAAUUAGGAGGCUUGUCUUUUAGCUUGGCAGUGCACUUUAAAUAACGUCAGAGUGAAUGCUACAUGAGCUUGGGGAAAGAAGAACACAGUGUACUGUAUAUGAAAAACCUGCCUCAAUCUUGGCAGAGGUUUGCCUUUGGUUCACGUGUUGCUGACCAGAAGCUACAAUUCUGUUCUGAAUGUGCGCUCUUAAUUUAUUCAAGUUAAUUUAUUAAUUUGGUUUUCUUAGACCAGUCUGAAUAUCUAUGUGGCUCUUGGCUGAGGCUUUUUUCUUCUGUUUAGAAAUCUGAUGCCUAUUUUAGACAUUAGGAAAACUAUAUUAUUCUAAUAUUCUAUUUACUUCAGUAGAAAAGCCUGUAUUUAACUUUAAAAACCAAUGAAGAAUGUGCUUUUUAAUGAUGUCUUUCAUAAGUCUAAUCUUUGGGGGGGUUAGUACCACAUAUAUAGAUAUUAAAGGUGGUUACUAUAUAUAGAUAGUAUUCAUCUGACUAUAUGCAUGUCCAUAUAACAUUAGUAUUUGCUGAUUUGUUCAAUGUAAGUUAGCAAAGGCUCUUUUAGUUUAUUGAGUGAAUGUGGCAGCUUUAGACCUAUGUCUUUGUAGUACAUCCUUAACUCUAGUCAUCUCUUUCUUGGAUUGAUUUCAGGAGAACUGAAUGUGUUGGUCAUUGUUAUUAUGCCAGGCUGUAAAGUCUUACUGAAACUUGACCAGUUGUUAGACACUACUCAGGAGGAACCCACCGCCAGAGUAAUAGAAGUACCUACUAUGUGUCAGGUCCAAGUUCACCAGGCUUGGCUCAGACCAGUGUUCUUUCAUAAGAAGCAUAUCAUGUAGUCAAAAGCUUUAUGACAACUAAUUGUUUUCCGUAUAGUUUAACUACAGGUGAAGGAUCCAAUGGAAUAAUCAGAAAUAGCAGUAGAUUUUUAAGAAUAUUUUCUAUUUAUUGGUUGCUGAACUGUUAAAGGAUUUGCUGUGCAGGUAAUUUUACUAAAAAUAGAAUCUUGCUUAUUUUAGUGGCUGAGGUGCUUCUGUUGUCCUAAAACCACUUCUGGGGUUUUUAAAGUAUAGGACCAUGUUUUUGAUUACUGUCUUAAAAGAUUACUAUGGUGCUCAGCAAAUCUUAUCUCAUCCUACAAAAACCCUCAUGUUAAGAAAACAGCUUUGUAGUCAGGUCUUGUCUAAUUUGAGCUGAGUGGAGCUCAGCUGUGUUUGACCUGCAUCCUCCCUAUUUGUUCUGUGUUUAGGUAGCUAUUUAUACAGGAGUCUUUAAGUUAUUGUAAAUAGUUUUUCUUGAAAGUUUUAAUUAAAUGAGAAACAAGGUAGUCUUCAAAAUCUUAUUCAUCUGUUUGGCUGGAUUUAGGAAAAGUAAUGAGUUUCACGUUACUUCCGCAGCAGGUGGGAGAGUGCGUGUGUGCGUGCGUGCGUGCGUGCGUGC